Molecule: messenger RNA, 264 nt
Organism: Mesorhabditis spiculigera
Lineage: Eukaryota; Metazoa; Nematoda; Chromadorea; Rhabditida; Rhabditidae
Source: the annotation of a GenBank genome assembly
AUGCCUCUUUUUCUCGCCUUAUCAGCGCUAAAAGGUGUCCCAGUAUGGGCUGUUUAUCUCUUCGCCGGCUGUGCGAUGCUAAUCGUUGCCGUGUUGAUAUUGGAUUACUGUGUGAUACGAAGAAAUGCUCUCGGAAACACUUGCUGUGCCCGAUCGAAGCAAAAACGCGGCUCAUCUCAGGGAGCUCACGCCAAGAGAUCCACCAAUAUGCUGCUGAAUAAAAUGUCCCGUAUGCCACCGAUGGAUCAGGAUCAAUUUAUGUGC